AUGGAUCCACUCGUGACGAACCUCGUCGAACCACAAGACGAUUCAUCGCAAGCGCCUUCCAAACUAGCGGAAGAUGUGAAGCCAGAAGACGACCUCUUGAUACUCAAGCCAGUACAAGAAAGAACUCAACACGAUGUUUCCGAGAAUCUCGGCUUCGCUCUCACGGAGGAAGCUGUCCCAGCAGCGAGCGUAGGUGCACCGCCAUCAGAAAGCGGGAACCUGGACUGCGCAACCCAUCACUUCACCUCAAACACUGCGAUAGCCGAUCUCGUACCGGAGCUGUUCACUGAAAACAUCAUGGCCAAAGUCCUUCGAACCGCACAGGCUGCUAUGUCCUCCCUUCCUACCGCAUUUCCAGAGAUUGUCCCACAGCAGGACAACCACGAUGGUAGCUAUAGCUUACGCGAAGCUGACUUUUGGACUUGCGGCUUCUUCCCCGGGACCAUGUACAGCAUGUUGGAGAGGCUCAUUAAAUACCCUCAGCGUAUGCAUCUCUCUAGUUCGGUUGAUCUGAAACAUCUUCGAAAUCAACUCACUAUCUUAUGUCGCACCUGGGCCGAGCCGAUUCGAGGUAUGGACGAGCGAACCGAUACCCAUGAUAUCGGUUUCAUUGUCAUGCCAGCACUCCGCACUGACUGGGAACUGUUCGGAAAUCAGCAGAGUCUGGAUUCUAUCGUCAAGGCUGCGCAUAGUCUGGCGACGCGAUAUGUUCCUACAGCUGGUGCCAUUAGAAGCUGGGACUUGCUGAAGAAGAAGAACAUAGAGAUCAUCGACCAAGAUGAGAAUAUGAUCGUUAUCAUCGACAGCAUGUGUAAUCUCGAUCUGCUGUAUUAUGCGGCACAUCAUGCGCAAGACUCCAAACUUGCGGAAAUUGCCACUACACACGCUGCCACACUCUUGCACAGCCAUCUGCGGCCCGAGCCAAUGCUAUCCGCAUCAAAAGAUGCCUACAGGGGUCAAUGGUAUUCGACUUGCCACGUCGCAAACAUUGAUCCAAGAACAGGCGAAUUGAAGCAACGAAUAACGGCACAAGGAUAUGAGCACGAUUCGACGUGGAGUCGUGGCCAGGCAUGGGGUAUACUCGGAUACGCGGAGACGUACAUGUGGACAAGAGACCAUAGGUUCCUGGAGGCAGCCUGUGGACUCGCAGAAUAUUUCUUGUAUCGUCUAAAGACAUCACCUGUCUGUGUGUCUUGUGCGCGCUACGUGCCUUUGUGGGACUUUGAUGCACCAAUCGAGAACGAGGAUGAACCGUUGCGCGACUCUUCUGCAGGCACCAUCGCCGCCAACGGAAUGCUAUUGCUAUCGCAAGCAUUAGCGGGUAUCGGGCAGACUCAGUUGUCACUGAGAUUUCGGAACACAGCGUUGCGCAUAGUUCAAGACACACUCAGCUUUGCGCUAGCACCAGAGAAGGCUCGGCUUGUCAGUGGCUCAUAUCAUCAGAUUCGUGCGGAGGAGACAUCGCCAGAACGUCGUUACGAUGGGAUGUUGAAGUUUGGAACUGCAAACAACAAUGCGAAUGCGCGUAAGCGUUACGCCAAUCAUGGCCUAGUUUAUGGAGACUACUAUCUGGUGGAAUUUGGUAAUAGGUUGUUACGAACGGGCCUAGUAUAA
Messenger RNA from Alternaria alternata, 1614 nucleotides. RefSeq names its product Six-hairpin glycosidase. NCBI's taxonomy places the organism in Eukaryota, Fungi, Ascomycota, Dothideomycetes, Pleosporales, Pleosporaceae. The record is from RefSeq and is a predicted model, not a curated record. Gene Ontology annotation, molecular function: chondroitin hydrolase activity. Bases 1 to 1614 code for a protein of 537 amino acids. Gene Ontology annotation, biological process: polysaccharide catabolic process. The transcript is spliced from 2 exons.